AUGGAUCCCUUUUCUCUUAAUUCUCCCGGGUUUGUAAACCUACUAUCUUCCCAGUGCAGUCAAACCACUCAAACCAUAGAUGUAGGGUCCUCAGAUGUUCCUAAACCGGUGGAGAGGAGAAAGUGGACAACACAAGAAGACAUUGUCCUCAUUAGUGCCUGGUUGAACACCAGUAAGGAUCCCAUAGUUAGUAACCAGCAGAAGUUAGGGUCUUUUUGGAAAAGAAUAGAGGAUUACUUUAAUUCAAGCGCUCAGGUCAUUGGCUUUGCUCCUAGAGAGUGGAGUCAGUGUAAGCAGAGGUGGGGAAGGGUUAAUGAGCAGGUGUGUAAGUUCGUUGGAAGCUAUGAGGCGGCUUUGAAAGAGCAAGCUAGUGGGCAAAAUGAGAACGAUGUCAUGAAGUCUGCUCAUGACAUCUUCUUUAACGACUACCACGCGAAGUUCGCACUUGAACACGCGUGGAGGGAGCUGAGGUAUGAUCAAAAGUGGAGAUCGACCUCUUGCGCAAAAGAUGGUGCAAAGGAGAAACGAAAGGAGGCUGCAGAGUCAGUCCCUGACUCGGAUGAGGCUAGGCCUCCUGGUGUGAAGGCUUGCAAAUCAGCCAAACGCAAGAAAAAGGGGAAUGAAGCAGCAUUUGAUCGACUAGAGAGCAUUCUAGACUUGAAACGAAACCUAUCGAAACAAAAAAUACUAGAUCGAUUACUCUCUAAGAAACUAGAAACUCUAACUGAGAGUGAGGUGGCUCUGAAGGACAAACUAGUGAAGGUUGUUGGUCACGGGUUCUGGAGGUCACGGGUUCUGGAGGUCACGGGUUCUGGAGGUCACGGGUUCUGGAGGUCACGGGUUCUACAAGGUCACGGGUUCUACAAGCGCUUCUGCAGGUCACGUUUUUUUCUGAGGUUGAUGGGUUUUGCUUCACGGGUUAUCGUAGUAGUAGUAGUUGUACUCUAG
Messenger RNA from Brassica rapa (field mustard), 948 nucleotides. Its product is annotated as glutathione S-transferase T3-like. NCBI's taxonomy places the organism in Eukaryota, Viridiplantae, Streptophyta, Magnoliopsida, Brassicales, Brassicaceae. The record is from RefSeq and is a predicted model, not a curated record.